Neohortaea acidophila is the source of this 1534-nucleotide messenger RNA. RefSeq names its product RNA pol II accessory factor, Cdc73 family-domain-containing protein. Gene Ontology annotation, biological process: positive regulation of transcription elongation by RNA polymerase II; transcription elongation by RNA polymerase II. The transcript has a single exon. The coding region runs from base 84 to 1367 and encodes 427 amino acids. Gene Ontology annotation, molecular function: RNA polymerase II complex binding. The record is from RefSeq and is a predicted model, not a curated record. NCBI's taxonomy places the organism in Eukaryota, Fungi, Ascomycota, Dothideomycetes, Mycosphaerellales, Teratosphaeriaceae. Gene Ontology annotation, cellular component: Cdc73/Paf1 complex.
UGUCUGGCUUCACAGCCGUGUCAAAUCGCUGUUCAAGCACGUCUGUUCACAAAGAAUAGCCUCUACACCGGCGUCUUUAAAUCAUGGCGACCGUCGAAGGUCUUCCGCCCGACUCGCUCACCUUACUGCGCAAACACAUUGCCUCCUCGACCUCCCCCAUCCCGUCCAAAUCCCAAGACGCAACCAGCCCUGCAGACACCGAUGUCCCCCUCGCCGAGGCCGCAUACCUUAUCUUCAACACUCAGACGGCCGAGGAUGGCGCGGAACACAUCGCAAUUCCUUUCAGCCAACCAACGCGGUUUGUCUCCGAGGCACAGCAGAAAGCCAUCGAUCUGCGCUCCGUAUACUUUGGGUGGCUACACAAGGACACGGGCGUUGGGGAAUACAUCAAUGCCGUCACCACGCUGAACGAAGAUUUAAAAGCGGCGGGCAAGGAAGAGACCGUUACCAAUCUGGUCUUCACCGAGAAGUUCGAUCUCAUAUCAUGGCUUCAAGGCGAUGUUGCAGAGGAAGGGAGCGAGUACAUCCGCAGCCUGGACGAUAACAAGCAAGUGCGCAAGGAGGCGAAUGAUGCUGCUGAUGCGGCACGAGGAGGCGAGGAUGUUGAGAUGCGAGAUGCUGGCCUCACCGACGCCGCGGCGCGGAAGAGGGAAGAGGAGAGACUGCGAGAGAUCUACGCGGCCGAGCGCAAGAUGGGCGACCGCAACACCCUCCUGCGCGGCGUGCGCGUGCAAGACUUCAGCGGCGUGAGAAAGUACACUCCACUCUUCCUGGGCAAAUCAAGGGCGGCCCAGCAGCAGCCUCAGCCCGCACCCGCCCUCAGCAACAAUCCCGCGUUGCGUCCCCCGGUCAAAGCAGCACAGCCUGGCCGGCGUCUCGAACCCAUCAUCCUGCUCUCUCCCUCGGCCUCCUCCCUGCUCACCAUGUCGAACAUCAAAUCCUUCCUCGUCGACGGUGUCUACACCCCCCCGGAAUCCGGCUCGGCCUCCAACAUCCUCCACAUCUCCCGCAACAUCCCUUCCAUCUCCUCGCAUUCGCUGCGCUUCAUCCUCGUCGACAGCCCGGACAACUUUCGCCCGGACUACUGGUCGCGUGUUGUAGCGGUUUUCACAACCGGGCAGACGUGGCAAUUCAAGAAUUACAAGUGGCAGAACCCCGCGGAGCUCUUUGCGAAUGCUCUAGGCGUAUACGUUGGGUGGAGAGGAGAAGUGGUGCCGGACACUGUGAAAGGGUGGGGCCGUGGCGUGCUGACUGUGCAGAUUGACAAGGGCUCACAGAGGUGGAGGGAUAGGGAGGUGGUCGAGGAUGUGUGGAGCGCCAUUGAGGGGAGGAUGAAAGCUAUCGGGUGGGGAAGAGGCGGGCGUUGAUUUAUGAGUGCUACGGGUGUCAUCGUGACCGAGAGCGUUUCAGCGUUGGCGUUUGUGAGAGGGCCAGUCAAGGACCUUGCUCUCUGGGUAUGAUAUAACGAGAUAGAAAUUGAAUCGAGUUUGCGGGAACACGCUCUUCGAACCACAUCUUGAUGCUUAGGAACGUA